GUAGAAUUCAUUACUCAGCUCACAUGUAACCAAGUUUGAAUCUGUAUAUUCACGCGGGUUACUGAGAAGACAACGGGAAAAUGGCAAGACUACCCUCAGCCUGGGCGUUGCUCCUGCUUGCCGGAGCCGUGCUUGUUGUAUACUCUGACAUGGUCAACGGAGACGUCAUACCAAACGUUUCAUUUCAUACUGCCAAAUUCGGCUUAUCGUCGUGGGGGGCAGCUCCUGGUGUGAACAAUCUGAGGGUUGCCUUCUGGGUCAAAGUAACCACGUAUUCGUCAACUGUUCAGGACCUGACAGGCACCGGCCUGUGGAAGCUCUCACUCUCAGCCAGCAGAACAAACGUUACAUCUGGAGCGCCAGAUAUCAAACAAAGUUUGUCAUCGGGACAAAGUAGCACACCGCUGUCUGGAGGCGUCUUGCACAUAAAGACCGAAGCUGUUCUGAGCGGAAUGGGUGGUUGCGAUGGGGACAAGGCCUAUAUUUGCUUCAAACUUGCCAAGGGGGAUAACCCACAUCCCUUGUUUAAGCUUGCAUCUCCAAUCAAAGGUUGCUUAAAGCUGCCGUUGAAGUGUAAAGAGUAAAGGAAUCUGUUUCAUGGGUGAAAGGUGAGACGACUUGUGAGGGAACGUUUGACCAUGCUUUGGCGCAACUUAUCGAUUGAAACAUCACAUUAUGGAUUUUAAAUAUAACGUAAAUUAGCUAAUCUCUGGUUAUGAUGUAAAAGGUGGUCGGGGCUUGCUUCAAACCACAACGAUUAAAACUGCUGACGGCCGUGAAAAUUCACUCCAAUGAAAGUUGUGUUUCUGUCUCCAUUUUGUAUCCCCUUCCUAUAGUCGAGUUAUUAAGUAUUAUGUGUCCCUCUAUUCAAAAGUUAUUAUAUCAUAGUUUUGUUAUCAUAGCUCCUUCGUUUUUGUUUUAUUAUAAUACAAAUUUUUUUCGUUCAACGUAGGUCUACUCCACUUUGAGUUCAAUUGUAAAUUUGUUUUUGUUUGUUCCUUUUCUUUUUUUUGCUGAAAUUAUUUCGUUGUGUAUUUUGUCAGUGUCAUAUUUUCAAAACACCGCCUUUUGGCUUCGGUAAAAUGCAUCCGUAUUGGUUUACUCCGUAUCCAUGACAUUGUAUAUUAUUUUCAUUUCAUUAUUAAUUUGUUGUUAUUCAAUAUUUUUUUCCAAUCAGUUCUCGACAGUCUUUGACUUAAUUUAUUUUACUAAAAUUGUUGUAAUCUUCUCCUCUGUUCACCAAUAUGAAAAUAAAU
Messenger RNA from Asterias rubens (European starfish), 1256 nucleotides. RefSeq lists its product as uncharacterized. The coding region runs from base 81 to 584 and encodes 167 amino acids. The transcript is spliced from 3 exons. The record is from RefSeq and is a predicted model, not a curated record. Lineage: Eukaryota; Metazoa; Echinodermata; Asteroidea; Forcipulatida; Asteriidae.